AUGCCAGUGUACCAGCUUCCUCUGGUGGACGAGAAGCUCAAAGUCCGUGGGUGCAGACGCUUUCGGUUCGGGGAAGAAUCUGCGCAUCCAAACCGCACGAUCCUGGUGAUGGGAGCGACCGGUGCCGGAAAGUCAACACUCAUUGAUGGAAUGAUCAACUACAUCUUGGGCGUGCGCUGGAAUGAUAGCUUCCGCUUCAGACUGGUGCGAGAAAUUCAGAGGGGAACGCAAGCCCAAAGCCAGACGUCCGAGGUCACGGUCUACAAGCUCAACUACCAAGAAGGCUUCCAGGUGAAGCACUCGCUGACCAUCUUGGACACUCCGGGCUUCGGGGACUCCAGAGGUAUUGACAGGGACCAGGAGAUCACAGAGCAGCUGCGUGCGCUCUUCACCUCUGGCAGCGGCGUGGUAGACAUAGAUGCCGUGUGCGUUGUGGUGCAGGCGUCCCUCGCUCGCCUCACUCCCACGCAGAGUUACAUCUUCGACUCUGUGCUCUCCAUCUUUGGCAAAGACAUUGCUGAAAACAUCCGCGUGCUGGUGACGUUUGCAGAUGGACAGCCACCCCCUGUGCUGGCUGCUAUCACUGCGUCCAAAGUGCCAUGUCCUGUGGAGAAGGGCGUCCCGGUGCACUUCAAGUUCAACAACUCUGCACUCUUUGCCAACAAUGCAGGGUCCGCACAGAAUCCGGCUGAUGAUGAUGAUGACGAAGACGGCUUCGAUUUAAUGUUCUGGAACAUGGGAAACAAAAGCAUGAAGCGUUUCUUCACGGCUCUAAGCAAGAUCCAAACCAAAAGUCUGACUAUGACCACAGAAGUUCUGUCUGAGCGGAAGCAGCUAGAAAACCUGGUGGAGAACCUCCGCAAACAGGUGCAGGUGGGCCUGUCCAAACUGGAGGAGAUACGACAGACGUCACAGAUUGUGGAGACUCACAAGGCGGAGAUCAGCAGGAACAAAAACUUUAAGUUCAGUGUCACGGUGUCCGAGGCCUCACAGGUGGACAUUUCCGGGAAAGGCAUCUUCAUUACUAACUGUCAGCAGUGCCACUACACAUGCCAUGACAACUGUGCCUUCGCCAACGACGCAGAUAAAAUCAAGUGCUGUGCCAUGGGCAAAGACGGCAAAUGCACAGUGUGUCCCAACAAUUGCAUUUGGAGCGUGCACUUCAACCAGAAAUACAAAUGGGAAUAUAAUCUGGUGACCAAGACCGAAACCAUCCAAGAUCUGAAGAAUAAGUAUGACAUUGCCAAGGAUGCCAAGAAUUCAGGCGAGGCCCUGCUCCACAAAUUGGAGAACGAUUAUGAUGGGGUACAAUUGGAAGUGACUCAACUCAUUGAUAAGUCCUCCCGGUGUCUGAACCGUCUGAAGGAGAUUGCCCUGAAGCCCGACCCGCUCUCCGCCCCUGAGUACAUCGAGAUGCUGAUCAAAGCGGAGCGGUCAGAAGCCAAACCGGGCUGGGCAGAGCGGAUCGACUCUUUGCUGGCCAUGAAGGAGAAGGCCGUGCUGAAGGCCAAAAUGCAUCAAGGGCAAAUGCUGCCGCAGAGGCCCCAGAAGUCAGCUUCCCUCGUCACUCAGAACAAGUCAACAAAUUUCGGUUGGCUUGUCCCGAAGUUUUUAAAGAACUGA
This is a messenger RNA of Knipowitschia caucasica, 1623 nucleotides long. The record is from the annotation of a GenBank genome assembly. Lineage: Eukaryota; Metazoa; Chordata; Actinopteri; Gobiiformes; Gobiidae.